Phymastichus coffea is the source of this 1761-nucleotide messenger RNA. Its product is annotated as fibroblast growth factor 1-like. The record is from RefSeq and is a predicted model, not a curated record. Gene Ontology annotation, biological process: positive regulation of protein phosphorylation; positive regulation of gene expression; positive regulation of cell population proliferation. NCBI's taxonomy places the organism in Eukaryota, Metazoa, Arthropoda, Insecta, Hymenoptera, Eulophidae. The coding region runs from base 264 to 962 and encodes 232 amino acids. The transcript has 5 exons. Gene Ontology annotation, cellular component: cytoplasm. Gene Ontology annotation, molecular function: fibroblast growth factor receptor binding; growth factor activity.
GUACGGGCAUCAGUCGCGGCACACACGUCGCGCAGGCCGCAUCGCGUAGUCAGGCACAAGAUCGGCUCUUUUUCACUAUUUCGCGCGAUAUCAAAUUGCACGAGAGAGAGAGAGAGAGAGAGAGCAUAUCUCGCGUAGUCGAGACGCAUGGGCCUCGACGGGCCUUCGAAGCCGCGCGGCUUUUCGAUAACUCGCGAGUCGACGACGCAUUCAACGGCGACUCGUCGCACUCCCAUCCUGAUCGCUUGGCGCGCAGACCAACAAUGAGUUUGCGCUGGAUCUACGAGAACCUGGAGCCGCCGAACGUAGACGAGGAAUGCAGCGACAUCGACGACAGCUGCAGCGACGACAGCUACGAUUCGGACGCCAUGCCGAACGACAGUGCCAACAAUAAUUACAGCGAUGCGGAAAGAGCCAAACGCGAGACUCGACGUCAUCACGCUGCCGUUCCCAGCAUCGACCAACUCCGCAAUCGUCAAUUGAAAGCCGAGCAGCCCGAGGAAACAACGGAGCCACCGUGUGUUCCGUGCGAGGCAGAGCGAAGGCUUAACAAUCCAGUCCAUCAAUCGCUAAAAUUAAAGCUCUUCAGUCGAACUGCUCACUACAUUGGAGUCACACCGUCGGGACGGGUCAAGGGGUUUGCCGCUGAAAGUAGCGAUGAUGCCUAUGUACGGCUGAUCGUUUGUCCUGUAUCUAACGGAGUAGUGCGAUUGCAGAGUGCCGAAACUGGACAUUACUUGGCUUUCAACGCGACUGGACAUUUGUACGGCGAGAUGAGAAAGGACAAGGAUAAUACCGAAUGGGAGCAGUGGAAUAUCGGCAAUUACGACGCGUUUCGAUCGCACAAGUACGCGGCGGAUGGAUGGUGGCUAGCCAUCAAAAAGAACGGCAGGCAAAAACCUGGACCAAAAACCGCAUGGGGACAAAAAGCAAUACAAUUCAUUCAGAUUCACUUGGCAUAAUAAUUCACUUCCACGACGCUUCGCUAUGAAAGUUGCUUAAAUAUCGAUUUUAUUUAUCUUGUGAAUCGACAUUAUCAAUCGUUCGAACCAUUGUUAGUCGAAUGGAAUCCAGGCUAAACAGCAGCAAACCGACUAUUAGAUUACUGUUCAAACGAAAAAAAAGAUUUACCUGUGUUUUUUUCUUCUUGCUAUUCCAAUUGUUCAUAAUCCAAUUAUUUAAACGAAUUGUCAAAAAAUUCGCAAUUUCAAAAAAUCGAUUCUGUCAAUCGAUUCUACAGGAAAAAACAAGUCAACCACCUUUAUACCAUUUUGCGCCAGACUCUAUGUUGUUUGUAUAUUAUAAACUAUGACAUUUCGAGGAGAAAUGCUGAACGCCGUUCUACCUCAAGCCAAAGCAGCCUUGAAUGUUUAGUUUGUAGGUGCUACAAAUGUAAAAAAAAAAUGUGAAUAAAUGACUGCCGAAUGAACUACACAAAAGUAUUGCUCGUCAAGAUGUGAUUGUUUAUAAUGAUAAUGCACUAACAUAAUAGAGACUGACAAAUACAAUGGCAUAUACAUUAUCAACUUACCUCUUUCUUUGAUAAAUUUUUUGAUAAUUUCGUUUAAAAAUUCGUAUAAAUAAUCAGUAUCGUAAAAAGAAAAGACACCGGUAAUUUUUUUUGUAGCCUGAAUUCUGCUUGCCUAACAAUAAUUAUAAACUCCGAAAUUGUAUUAGACGCUGCAAUUUUUAACACUACAAUUUCUAUUGUGAUUUAGUACUAUAAGUUAAAUUUAUAAAUGUUGAGUAUUCUUUUAAAUU